UGUUCUAUCCUUCUUCUUCCCUUCUAUUUAUUAUGCUCUUUCCUCCGCCAUUUUUCAUACACGAUUUAUUAUAAGAGUAACAUAAGAAAACCCCUAGAAUGAAACAUGGUUGGUCUCAGCGUAGUGCUCGAAGUUCAGAAGCCUUGUAUCAAUAAAAAGACACCUCAAGUCAUUAACAAAACCACCAUUCUGUCUACCACCACCACCCACAGAAAACCAGCCCUUCCUCCUUCUCCUUUUCAGUCCCCCACUUUUCUAGAUCAAUGCUUUCUCUGUGGGAAGACACUCUCGCCAGGGAAAGAUAUCUACAUGUACAAAGGGGACAGGGCAUUUUGCAGCGUGGAGUGCAGAUGCAAGCAGAUUUUUUGGGACGAGGAAGAAGCUAUUAAGAAAGAGAAGUGUUCUUUGGCUGCAAUGAGGCCGACGUCGUCUUCGUAUUCAUCUUCUUCGAGUUCACGUCAUCACCGGAAAGAAACAAGAAACCGUGGUGUUGGGUUUUUUUAAGGAAGAAAUGAUGAGAAACGGGAGGAUUGUAAUUUUUUGCACUCGCAUUCCAGUUUUACCCACUAUUUAUUUUGUUAAUGACAGCAGAGGGCUUGUCCUUUUUGCUUCCUAGUAUGAAGCCAAAAUGUCCUUUCAGCUUUUUAUUUUUUGGGGUCCAACUUCUGGCUGUGCCAACGCUGAGACCUGAUGAGGGGUGGCAUUGCGAUGCUUUCGUUCUGUUGCUCAGAAACCGAACCCACACAGAAACACUUCCAUGUUUUGUCUUUUAUUUCAUUUUUAGUUGCUGACAGUUGGAAGGGUAUUUCUGGCAUCUUAUCAUGGUUGCUUUCUGAAAUCAAGCAAGUCCUAUUAA
Molecule: messenger RNA, 856 nt
Organism: Vigna angularis (adzuki bean)
Lineage: Eukaryota; Viridiplantae; Streptophyta; Magnoliopsida; Fabales; Fabaceae
Product: FCS-Like Zinc finger 15
Exons: 2
Coding region: 106-504 (132 amino acids)
Source: RefSeq, a predicted model, not a curated record